Molecule: messenger RNA, 1968 nt
Organism: Clonostachys byssicola
Lineage: Eukaryota; Fungi; Ascomycota; Sordariomycetes; Hypocreales; Bionectriaceae
Source: the annotation of a GenBank genome assembly
AUGGACUCUGAACAAUCCACCCAAACAUCCGCCACAGCCUGGGACCUGGACAAAGAUGAGAUCGCCUCAAUAGCCUCUGACGAGCUUUACCAGAAUCGGCCCAACCGGUGGACGGGCCCCAAGUCGACAUGGCGUACUUUGACCGAGGAAGAGAGGCUUCUGUGGCAGUCGAUGAAGCGCAUAGAGGACCAGGAUCUCGCUAUCCAUCUAUACAACACGUUUGCACUGAAGAAACGCGGCAAGGAUCCGGAGACUGCGCGGGACCUUAUAGUCCAAAAUGUUAAUGGUGAGGAAUCAAUCUGGGCGCCUCCCAAAUUGUGGUCGGCGUGGCCACUGAAAGAGAGCCAGUUGCCAGAUGAGGAUCUUGUGGCCACCGAAGAUGAUCCAGAUGAGGAUUGCACAUUUCGGAUGGAGGAGACGAAACCGCCAAGCUCCGUCCUAGAAGAGGAAAUUGGAGCAUUAAUACUACGGAUUGCCAAGGACAAAUUCAACAAGAGGAUGGACAAGGCGUCGGCAGUGUAUCCUUCUGUCGAGGACGAGGAAGCCAUGGCUACGUCCUCUUCCCAGAGCAGUGAUGAAGAUGCCCAAGAAUCAAGGGCUGGCUCUGCGGGAUUAGAACCUAGAGACGGGAGUUCGGGGCGCUUGACCAGGGAAGAAGAAGACUCGGACUAUGUGAACGACGACUUGGAUCCCGACGACAGACGGUCACAUCAGCAGAAGACGCAAAAGACAUUCGAACCGGCGGUAUCGUCAAAUGACGAGCUAUCAUACAAACUUCUCACUCCAGCUGUUCGGCACAUUCUAUCCCAACUAGAUGACACACUCCGCAAGCUCCAUCGUUCCCGUACCGUCGGGCUGUCGUACCAGUCAGACUCAUCUACCGACUAUAGCUCAGACGGUGGCAACGGCGGGCAGUCAUCAAGAACUCGAGGACGUCCUCGCCGCGCCACCACAGACUCCGGCCCAGACAAGCCUCAGUCUCCCAAACUCAAGACAACGAAGAGGGGCCGUCCCCGUAAAGCCCAAGUACCCCGUGAAGGCGAGAGCCAGCAGGAGUUCCAGGAGCGAAUCGCCAGAGAAUCCCAUCGACGACUCCCCCCCAAAGCCAAAGAUGCCGACGACGACAUUCCGCAGAACUCGGAUACCGCCAGUAAUACUCCUCUCCCCAAAGAUGCCGCCGAUGCCGCAUUCGAAGCAUGGCUAGCCCAGGGAACCACCAAAACCGCAUACGCAAUGCGCAAAGUCAGCCGAUGGGGCCUCCGCGACUGGAGCGACGUCGUCGGAGCCGCCUCGCUAGCAGGAUUCUCCCCAGCAGUCAUCGCCCGAACCACACAGCGCUGCGCCAACCUAUUCGGCGAGUCCAUGGUCGUGCGCCAUCUCCACGAAGUGCCCGCCCCCGCCGGCACGGGCGUCCAGACUGUCAGCUACCGCCCGGAGCCCGUCCAGCUCGCCGACGAGAAGGGCAUGGAGCUGGACAGCGACGACGACGCCAGCGACCACAUCAUGUCCACCGCCUCCCGGUUGCAGCGCCGCAUCGCUUCCCAGGCAUCCUCGCUCGCUCCGCCCUCCUCGGCCUCGCCGGCCUCGUCCCCCAGGAGGGGUCGAAGGAGGAGCGUCUCGACCGCUAACAGCUCCCGCUCCCCCUCUCGCUCCUCCGUCGGCCUGCACCUCUGCCCGGUGAUCGCCUGCGACCGUGCUGUCGUCGGGUUCGCGAGGCGGUCCAAUCUUAAGAGACAUAUGGAGAUUGUCCACGGGAAACAGGCCCAGGCGGCGGCACCCGUGAGUGACGUCGAUAGUGACGACGAAGUUGUAGGUGCCAUCCAUGUGGAUGGCUUCCUGAAGCCCAUUGCGCAGGGGAGGGGAUGGAGGGGCGGUGAUAUUCAGAAACGCCAGAGGAAGAAAUUCCAUGGGGAGAAGAGGGUAAAAGAAUCUAACCCACGAGGAAAUACAUCCCGGGAUAGCGAAUGA